AUGACUAGAUCUAAUGCAUUUGAUCUCUCUGAUUCAGGCAUCAUGUUUCGCAAAAAGAAGAAGAAACGACCUGAGAUCUCUGCUCCGCAGAACUUCCAGCAUCGGGUCCACACCUCGUUCGAUCCAAAGGAGGGUAAAUUCAUUGGCCUGCCCCCUCAAUGGCAGAAUAUUCUAGACACCCUAAAACGCCCAAAGCCAGUUGUAGACCCUUCAAGAAUCACCAGGAUGCAGCUUCAACCUAUGAAGACUGUAGUGAGGGGCAGCAGCAUCGAACUGGAGGGAUAUAUCUCUGGGAUACUGAAUGAUAUUCAGAAGCUUUCUGUCAUCAGUUCCAACACUCUAAGGGGAAAGAGCCCGACCAGCAGGAGGAGAGCCCAGUCACUUGGACUUUUGGGAGAGGACAGGCUCCCAGACAUGUAUCUUCAGAGCCCUGAGGUCGACUGGGAAGACAAAUAUGGAAACUACCUCAACUGCAAUGGUGGAAGCAAAGCAGCCCGAAGGCAGACGAUGUGGCCAGAUUAUAAACCCAGGACGGAUGGGCAAGCUCAUCCCAAUGGUAUGGUAAUGAAAGCAAAGUCCCUUGGGCCUUCAGAGUUCCAAGGUGAGGAUGGGCGCUGCAUCCAGCUCACUUCAGUUUCGCAGCUCCAACAGCACACCUGUGUUCUGGUUGGGAAGAGUGAUAAGGCUGAAAGAAGAAGCUCAGAAUGCUGGCCCCAGCCUUGCUUGGUGGCACAAGUGAAUCCCAGGCCUUCUGGGGAGGGCAGCCCUUGUCCCAAAUCGAGGGAAAACAGCUUGAAACGAAGGCUGUUACGAAGUGUGUUUCCCUCAUCCAGUGACUCAAAUAAGUCAGGCUCCGCCCUGCAGAUUAAGUCUAAUGCUUUCUUCAGGCCCCAGCAGUGGGGUUCUCCACGCAGCCCUUCAACCAAAGCCCAGUCUCUUCCGCCUGAUCAGCCAGCACCAGAUUUAACCAGGAUGAUUUCAGAAGCUGGUACCCCCCAGAAGAGCCCAACAACUGAGAAGGCAACUACAUUGCCACAGGGCAGGCCAUCACCAGCAGGAUCCCCCCGAAACAGACACACUCAGACCAGUUCCAGCAACCUUCACCUGUCCCAAGACUCUUCCGCUAAAGGACAGUUGGCCAAUGAAGACCCUGUGGUCGUGACUCAUGAGCAGUUCAAGGCUGCACUCAGAAUGGUGGUGGACCAGGGUGAUCCCCGGACAUUGCUGGAGAACUAUGUGAAGAUUGGUGAAGGAUCUACAGGCAUUGUCUGCAUCGCUCGUGAGAAGCAUUCAGGGCGACAGGUGGCAGUAAAGAUGAUGGACCUGAGAAAGCAGCAGCGACGGGAGCUUCUUUUUAAUGAGGUGGUGAUAAUGAGAGACUAUCAGCACGUCAAUGUGGUGGAGAUGUAUAAAAGCUACCUGGUGGGAGAGGAACUCUGGGUGCUCAUGGAAUUUUUGCAGGGAGGAGCCCUCACAGACAUUGUGUCUCAAAUCAGGCUAAACGAGGAACAAAUUGCGACAGUGUGUGAGUCAGUGCUGCAAGCCCUUGCAUACUUGCAUUCCCAGGGUGUGAUUCACAGAGACAUUAAGAGCGACUCCAUUCUCCUGACCCUUGAUGGAAGGGUGAAACUCUCAGAUUUUGGCUUCUGUGCUCAGAUCAGUAAAGAUGUACCAAAAAGGAAGUCCCUGGUGGGAACUCCAUACUGGAUGGCUCCGGAGGUUAUUUCAAGGGCCCCAUACACUACUGAGGUGGAUAUCUGGUCUCUAGGGAUCAUGGUGAUAGAGAUGGUGGAUGGAGAACCCCCCUAUUUCAGUGACUCACCAGUCCAAGCAAUGAAGAGACUCCGUGACAAUUCUCCUCCCAAACUGAAAAAUUCUCACAAGACUUCUCCAGUUCUGAGAGACUUCUUGGAACGGAUGUUGACACGAGAUCCUCUAGAAAGAGCAACAGCACAAGAGCUUCUGGAUCACCCCUUCUUGCUCCAGACUGGACUUCCAGAGUGCCUAGUCCCCCUUAUUCAGCAGUACAGGAAGCGCACCUCCACCUGCUGA
Messenger RNA from Emys orbicularis (European pond turtle), 2052 nucleotides. It is a transcript of the gene PAK6, whose product is annotated as p21 (RAC1) activated kinase 6. Gene Ontology annotation, molecular function: ATP binding; protein serine/threonine kinase activity. The record is from RefSeq and is a predicted model, not a curated record. Bases 1 to 2052 code for a protein of 683 amino acids. Gene Ontology annotation, biological process: regulation of MAPK cascade; intracellular signal transduction; protein phosphorylation. The transcript has 8 exons. Gene Ontology annotation, cellular component: cytoplasm. NCBI's taxonomy places the organism in Eukaryota, Metazoa, Chordata, Testudines, Emydidae.